Brenthis ino (lesser marbled fritillary) is the source of this 1581-nucleotide messenger RNA. The record is from the annotation of a GenBank genome assembly. Lineage: Eukaryota; Metazoa; Arthropoda; Insecta; Lepidoptera; Nymphalidae.
AUGAGUGCGGAAACAACACAAAAAGUUUCAAAAACUUUUAUAUUCUCAUACCCAACAUGCACCAACGAGGAUUUACUGUACACGCUCGAAGUCCCGAUGGAGAUCCCCUACGCAGGAUCUACCCGCGAACUCGUGCAAAGACUUAUAAAUAUGUUCAACUUACCGGUGUAUAUAGAAGAUGAUCUGAACGAAAAAUUAGCACAAUUUGUAUCAGAAGAAACAAAAACCUUCCAUAAUGAACGAGAUGCAAAACUCCUAGAUCAAUUAAAAAACAAUGAGUUGAAUGUAGAUGGUAUAGUAAAAAACUGGGAAAAGCUGUUUAAAGAAAAUGUUGUAGACUUUGCUGAACAGAAAGGUUCUUCUGAUGAGGAAGUAUUUGCUGCUGCAUAUCACAAACUGGUACAUUCCCCAGCUUUAGAAACAAUAAUGCAAGUGGAAAGUGCAUAUGCCAAAACAGUUAUGGACAUGUUGAAAAAUAGAGACGAAGAUAUUGAAAAGCUUACUAAAAGGCAAACAGACGAAAUGGAGGAGAAAGUGCGACUGCUUAAUAUAUCAACUACUGAAGAAGAAAUCAAUGCAUUAGCAGCGAAACAUUUUGAACAACAAAGCUUAGCGGCGGGCCGGUGGGACUCCCAGCUGGAUGCCUUGAGACAUACUCAGAAAGCAGCUCAUAGAUCUUGGCUUAUGACAGCUAUAAAUGAAUAUCAGACUGAUGAAAAGGUUACUCCAAGUAACUCCCCACUCUGCUCAUUCCCAAUGGAACAAGCCAUCUUAGCCCCACUUUUGCCGAGGCUGGAGGAGAGCUUCACUAUUCACCUCGGAUCACAGCUUAAACAGACCCACAACAUACGCCUGGUUGCUGUGGAUAUGAUGGACCUGUGUUCCAGCGACAGGACAGAUGGCGGCACGUGGUCGCGCGUGCAGCCCGCGCUGGCGCUGUACUCGCACGAGCUGUGCGGCGCCGUGGUGCUGGCGGACGCGCGCGCGCGCUCGCCGCUGCUGCGCGCGCCCACCGACCACCACUUCCCCGACACCGACGCGCAGCUGCGGCACAUACUCGACGCAGUCAAGGAGCCGGCGGAGAGGCGCAACCAGGAGCGGCUCAAGGCGGCGGGGGGGGCGCGCGGGGCGCGGGCGCGGCGCGCGCUGCAGCCGGGCGACGUGUGCGUGACGCGGCACAGCAACCUAGCGGAGGCGCACGUGCUGUUCCACCUCGUCGUGGACGACGAGUCGCUCAAGUCUGGGGACAUCACGUCGCGCCACCCCGCCAUCCUGGGCCUGCGCAACGUGCUGAAGGCGGCGUGCUGCAACGACGUCACCUCCGUCGCCAUCCCGCUGCUGCUGCGGCACGAGAUCACGGAGGAGAUGACGGCGGCGUGGUGCCUGCGGCGCGCGGAGCUGGUGCUGAAGUGCGUGAAGGGGUUCGCGCUGGAGGCGCACGGCGGCGGCGGCGCGGCGCUGCGCACGCUCACGGCGGCCGUGCCGGGCGCGCUGGCGCCGGGCGUGUUCGCGGCGCUGGCGGCGCUGCUGCCCGCCAUCUUCCGCGUGGCGGGCCCCGUGCGCGCGCGCCUCGCCAGCGCC